GUGCCGCUGCUGGCGCCAGCCCGGGCCGAGGCGGGCCAGGAGACAGGGCUGGCGCCGGCAGCGCUCCGGGCCCCGGCGGGAACCGCUGCUCGGCCGACGGGGUUUCGCUGCGGUGUUGCCGCCUCCCUGGGCACAGAGACAGCUUAGCGCCGCUUUGGGGACUGGGAAAGGCUUCMCGGGGCCGACGACACAGUGGGUGAGAUUAAGCGAGGCUUGUUUAUGCCGAUGAAACGGCUGGCGGUGGCAACUGGGAAGUCUGGGUUUAAGAAAAAAGAACUUCGGUGUGCUAUGGGGAAACGGUCAAGCAAAUACAGACUGCGAGAUGCUGUCAGUGAGGAGCACAGUCUCAGCUAUUAGAGUGUAAAAUCUGCCUUUGAAGAUUGGCUUUGGGAUGAGGACCGAGAGGAGUAUAACAUGUCUGUGAGUCAAGCAUGUGUGAAAAAGUCACUCAUUUUCAGAAGUAACACCCCUUAUCCUACAGACAUCAUUUCUGAUCCCGGUGGACGUGAUUUGCUGUUCUGUGUGCGGCUGGAUGACCCAAAACUGAACUAUUUUCAACAGCCACAGGAUAUCAAAGAAUCUGAUUUUGUGAAGUUCUUAGAGAAGUAUGGCAGACAUUCUUUCUUAGCACCAUUGCAAGUCCAGCCUUCGUUCUCCGCUUUUUACCGUGCCGGUGAUCCAAUCCUCAUCUACUUUGAGUCAUCAUCUGUAUUGAGCAUGCUUAGACAGCCGGUGAAAAUGGGAGCCAGUGGACUUUGCGUCGAUGGAAAUCCUGCUGGCUUCCUGGACAGUAAAAGCACAAGCUGUAUUCGGAUUUUUGCUGACUUGAGCAAGAGCUGCGUGACUGACCCCGUCUUAGAUGCUGCUUCUUACUACCGUGGCUUCACUGUGCUAAAGGUUCCAGUUAAUGACAUAGUUGUGCAGUCCAUGAAGGUAAAUAUCACUGCAGUCUCACCACCUGGAGCUCCCCACAUGAAAGACAAUAUAUGCACUAAUGUUGUCUCUGAGGUGAUCUAUGAGAUAGAAUACAGUGGCACAAGUGGGAUUCAGAGUGUUUCUGUCCGGUUCAAAGUGAGCAACAUCUCUGGGAACUCCACAUCCUCUCUGCAGCAGCACUUCACCAUGCACUUCUGGACCAGGAGUCUUUCUCAUAGGUUGCCUAGAAGUGGAAACCCUGGCUAUAUCACUGGAGCACCACUGUUGAUUGCAAACAGCGGUGCCAUGCAGCAUAUGAGCAUACUAUGGAGUGAAAGUGAUGGAAGUUGCUCACAAUUCUUCAGACACACGGUACAAUUUGGAAGGAAUAUGAGAACAGGCUGCAAAAUCAGCCUAUCCCCAGUACUGGAAGAUGGUAAGUGUAGUUCUAUGCAGCAGAAGUUAUACAAGGCUUUUCAGGGGAUGAACGGAGCAGAGGACCUUGCUAUAACUGGCAGUGCUCAUUCAACUCAGGCAGAAGAGUGGAUGACCAUUUUGAUUCAGAAAUGCAGUGUGCAGGCUGUGAAUUGCACUUCCUGUUCCUGUAUGGUUCCUGUGACCCUGGAGAUACAGAUAUUGUGGACUAAAGUGGGCCUCCUGUCCAACCCACAAUCUCAAAUACUGGGUGCACGGUACUUUUACCAGUGUCAGCCUCUCAAGUUUCUAAACACGAGCACGGUACCCGUGACAACUGUUGUUACCUUCACUGACAUGACGGAUUGGCCGGAACCUCCACGAGGCCAGCCCCAAAUGUACUGGAAACUCCCAUUUGACAUCUUUUUCCCCUUCAGAGUAGCACUGAAUGUAGAAAGAAGUUACAGAGGUGAUCUGGCUGGCUAUUUUUUGUUGAUUCUAAUAAUGUCUAGUAUUUUCUGCUUCUGAAAAUAGAUGGAACCUGGAAAAUAGAUGGGUGUAAAGUUCAUUAAAUGAGUUGGUACAUUCAGGAUAUGAUCCAGAUGAUGGGCUUUUGUCUUCAGGUUUUUAUACUGUCUCUAUGAUACCUAUGUGCCUUCUGUUCUUGGACUGAGCCAUGCAGACAGUUUCUGUCCUGUGUCUUCUUGUACCCUCUAUUCUCUGUGUGUACCAUUUGCGAUCAUUCCGGUGAAACACUUGAGACACUGGGACAAGGAGGAUAUUGAAAUGAUUAGUCCAUGUUCCCAGAAACCAAGAAUGCUCUCUAAACCGAGGAGUAUGGAGAGAGGAGCAAAGUUCAAUCAAAGCAUUUCGRAGCUGCUUUCGGUUAGCUCCCUGUCAGAGAAGUGCUUGAUUUUUCUAUAUGGAACUAACUGAACAUUUAAAAUACAGGAGCCCUCCCAGGUGGUCUGAAUUCUUAUAUUAUGGUGGACGUGUGCCAGUCAACCCAUCCCUGUUGGAUGACAACUGUGCUUUUGUGGCACUUUUUGAAUCUUACUUUUCUGUGUCUUUUCAAAUGCAGAUAUUCGAUUGAGAUUUUCACAGUUUAAUCACUGUUUGCAUUAGCAAUAGUGUUGCACAAAGCAAAGUAAUUGUAAAUGAUACAUACUCUGAAAUACAAUUGAAUGUUAGUGGUUUGUCAAAACAUCUUCCUUCCUGAUUUCUUUCUCCCCCAUAAGAAGCGGACCUGAAUAUAGAUUUUCCUAGAUAAGAAACAUUCUCUCUUGGCUCCAAUUAGGGACUGAACUGAAAAUGAUAACUGCUAAAAUUCUAGUGGCACAUCAGAGAGAGUUUUGAAUGGGUCAAAAAUUAAAAAAUUGAUUAUUUUAGGAAAAUUUGUAGAUAUAUUAUGAGACUGAAGCUUGCUGCAAUACCUUACCUCUGACUCUCGGACCAAGAUAGAAGUUUAUUGGUUUUGAAGUUAAAGUUGUUUUGAUUAUCAUGUCCCAUGCCCCAUACCAUAACACAAAAUUGGCUCAAUUGUUCCAGGAAGCUGUUGGAUGAAAAUACAGGUUAUUAGCAAAUGAUUUAUUAUUCAUCUUAAAUUCUUCAGAUGAUGGAAAAAUCUGCUCCAUGUCAUGCCAAGUACUCCAACGGAAUCAAUAUUAAGCGGCAGCAAUGUCAGAGCCUACUUUUAAUAAAAUGUAUUUGUGGCUUUUGUACCUAUAUUGCGCAUUGCAAUUUUGUUGCUCCUCCUCAUUACAAACUUAGAGUGCCAAAAUAAACUAGAAAACUUUAAUCAGGGUAUCAAAGGAGAUAAUGUGAAUAAAACCAAACUACAGCCUGCCUAAAAGCUUCU
Malurus melanocephalus (red-backed fairy wren) is the source of this 3187-nucleotide messenger RNA. It is a transcript of the gene TCTN3, whose product is annotated as tectonic family member 3. NCBI's taxonomy places the organism in Eukaryota, Metazoa, Chordata, Aves, Passeriformes, Maluridae. The transcript has 13 exons. The record is from RefSeq and is a predicted model, not a curated record. Gene Ontology annotation, biological process: cilium assembly; smoothened signaling pathway. The coding region runs from base 415 to 1857 and encodes 480 amino acids.